AUGGGUCCAGAUGCUGCUCAGAUGAUCUUCAACUGCAGAAAGUUUGCUGAAGGUACCGACAUACUCAAGCAAUCAACGUCUCCGGAGGAGCUCCUCCGCUUCAAAACCCUUGGCAAGGAAUUCGAGCAUGUUCCAAACGAAGAGCAGCAGUUGAUUGCUCUAGAUACAACUUCGUCUGAAAUUGGUGUGACCACAAUCAUUGGCCCGCCAGGUUGUGGCAAGACGAUGGUGGACAUCCGAAUCCUCUGGGCACAUACAAGGCUGGGACGUCGCGUCAUGGGAGCUGCUCCUACAAAUUCGGCUCGCGACUCACUCGUACAAGGCUUCAUCAAGCAGAACAGUAGCCGACCGGUCAGCGAGCAGGUCCCAGAUCACAAGUGGGUCGUCUUCACUGGUGGACAAGUGAGCAUCGAAGGUGCAUUGCGACUUGGGUUUGACCAGAUGAAGGAGCUCAACCCAGAGAAGGAGCUUAUGGAGCGGAACAGCGCAUACUGGGCCCACCUCUGCGAUCUGCUUCACCGUAUUGCUGUCUGGAAGAGCGAUGUAUCAUACGACAGUCCGCACCAAGGUGGCGAUCAGCUCUAUACGUGGGCCAAUGACUUCGAUAACACCAAGGCCAACCUCAAGUACAUCCAGGACCCAGAACAGCACGGCCGCUCCGAGAAGCAUAUUGAAGCCCUCGAACUGACGCUGCAGAGGUGCUUCUUGAAGGAAGUGUCUGUCUGUUUUUGCACAAUCUCAACGUCGGCCCACCCUCUCUUGCUCGAGAGUGGUAUCUGGGAUGGAGUCAUCAUCGACGAGGCCGCCCGUGAGACGCGUGCUGGAAUGGCGACUAUCAUGGGUGCAUUUAGUGGCCGAAUUCGCCACUUCACUCUGUCGGGAGAUCACUGGCAAGGCGAGGGCAUUGUGGUCUCAGUUGAGCUGCCGCACAUCAACGCACAGCAUGUGUUCGGAGAGUGGCUGCGGAGCGCAUGUGUUGAAUCUCUCUGGCUCCAGUAUAACUCCACCCCUACUCCAACCUUUCUCAAGAUCAAGUUUGCGGGUCCAUUGGAAGCUUUUGCUGGUCCUCAACCCCCUCAGCUUCCUAUGCCUUCUGGUCCGUCUGGUCCAUCUGGUCCGUUUGCCCCGCCUGUCCCUUCUGGUCUUGCUGGUCUUUCUGAUGAGGAGGAUUAUGGUCUUUUGUCGCCUUCUGGUCCCCUGGAUCAUGAUGAUACAAAUAUGCUUUCCCCGACAAUAUCGAACCCCGAAGCAACAGACGAAGGGCUUUCGUGGCAACUACCACAAGGUCUAACAUCUGGAACAGCCCGCUAUCUUGAGCGAUCAACGAAAGUGGGUCCACUCUUGCGUUUGGAAUUUGGCAGACCAGGCAAUGACGUUCUUUCGAUCAUACUCAGCAACCGUUUCUCCGGCGAAGCGAUGUGGUUCAGGAAAAUGAAGGAUAAAUCAUUUCUUCCCAAGAAAGCCAUGUAUGGCCAAGGAACGGGUCGCUGCUUACCUGCAGUCAAUACGCAGCACUGA
Pyrenophora tritici-repentis Pt-1C-BFP is the source of this 1518-nucleotide messenger RNA. Lineage: Eukaryota; Fungi; Ascomycota; Dothideomycetes; Pleosporales; Pleosporaceae. The record is from RefSeq and is a predicted model, not a curated record.